Messenger RNA from Hyphopichia burtonii NRRL Y-1933, 3148 nucleotides. RefSeq lists its product as uncharacterized. The transcript has a single exon. The record is from RefSeq and is a predicted model, not a curated record. Bases 293 to 3148 code for a protein of 951 amino acids. Gene Ontology annotation, molecular function: protein binding. Lineage: Eukaryota; Fungi; Ascomycota; Pichiomycetes; Serinales; Debaryomycetaceae.
ACACAAUUGAGUGUCCAAGUAGUUGAAACCCACUUCUUUUCAUUGCAAUCGACCAGGUCAGAUCUUCUUGAAGCCACUACAUAGGCCUUACAAAGCUUCACACGUUCAAUUCGACUUAUAAAGGUACAGUUGACACUAUAUAUUUGCUGAUUGAAGUAAUCUUAGGUUUGUCGAAAUAAAAGUCUUCGUGUUCAUCCAGAGUAUUUCAGAAGGGAAUAAUUUGAAAGAUUUACGUCUUAUUUCCACGGUUAAAGUACUAAGUGAAUAGUUGGAAGAUUUGCCUUUGAUUAAGAUGUUGAUUGAAAGUUCAAUUCAUGAACAGUAUAUCAAGACAUUGAAUCUCGGUUGUUUCCCGAGAUCAAUAUUAGAAUUUCAAGAAUCACAAGAGUUCUUCCCGCAAAUAGUCUUUAUUGAUUAUCAGUUACAGUUAUUAAUCCAAAACGAGUUUAAUGGUCUUGAGUUAUUGCCGGCAAGUGCAUUUGAAGCUUCAGGUAAUGGAUCACCUAGGGAAAAAUUGGCCCAAUUGAUUAAUUAUGCUCAUUCUAUAAGUGCCAAUUAUAAUACUGCAAGCAAGGCAUACGAGGAACGUUUGUACUAUAAUGUGGUAUUGGCCCAGUUAUUUUAUCUUAACUCGGAGUUUGAUGAAAUGCACAGCUUACUCAGCUCUAUGGAUGUUUCUGCAACCCAUCAUUCUGAUAACGUAAAUGUGAAAGAUUUCAUCACCUAUUUGAGAGUCAGAUACAAUGUAUUAAUUGGAUUGACUAAUGUGGAAGAUUCUCAUAAAUUAUGGAUUGAGUAUUUAUUUCAUUAUCCAAAGCAUUUUGAAAAAUCUAGUAUUGCUGCAAAUCAUUGGGUGGAUAUCAUUUUCCAUAAAGUGGUCAGUUUCAUAACUCGUGAUGCACAUACUCCACUUUCAUUUCAGGAUUUAAGACUGCAAAAAUUCGGUGAUAACGUUAGUACUCUUAUUUCAUUGAGUAGUUUUUUGAUGAGAGAAGAAAAUAGGAGGUUUAUCACUAGUAGUUUCAAAAAUGACUACUCCACUUUCUUGACUUCAGAAGUCGAAGCUCGUAUAAGUCAAAAAGAUGAGUUUCCAUACGCUACCGACGUGAUUCGUGUUCAUGACGAUUUUAUUAACACUUUGUAUGAAAGUUUAAGUCAUGUUCCUAGCCAUUAUAAAUUGAUAUCACCUACAUUAUCAAAAAAAUUUCUUAUUAGUCUGUUUUCUAAGACCUAUCAAAGUCAAAUUGUUGCAUCUAACUAUAUUAAGAUAUUGAUAGAGCUCAAUGAAUACGAUGAAGCAUUAGCUGCUUUCAAAACAUACAUUAGUUAUAUCGAAAAGGAUCAAGAACAACACGGUGGCCAUAUGAAUAACUUGCUUUCUGUUAUCGAUACCUAUUCUGUUUGUAUCUUGAAUUUCAACCCAAUCAACUCAUUUAUUCCAAGAAUUAAAAGCCCUAAAAAAUUCAAAUAUACCACUGAAGAUCAAGUUUUAUCAUCAUUGUCUCAAUUCAUCACUCAACUCAAUGCAUACUUGCACGAAUUGACAAAUAUAGCCGAUUUAUGUUAUGAUGAUGUAUUAACUGAUUUCGCAUCACAAAAAUUAUCAUUUUUAUAUCAUAAGUAUAAUUUCAAUGUUUUGGCUAACGAUCACUCUGAAUUCAUUCAAUUAAUUUCAAAGGCUUGGUUUGCUUUAGGCCACUAUUAUUACUAUUUAUCAACCUACCAAACUCCUAACUUAGAAAGCUUGGAAAAGAAUACUAAUCAAGUUUUGAAAUUCUACAAAAACAGUUUAAUCGUUAAUUCUACUGGGAAUGUUACUUACUUAUUCAAUUAUGCGUUGGCUUUAGCAUACAAUCGUCAUUUACAACCUUCGGUUAAAUUAUGUAAGUUUAUUUUGAAGAAAUAUCCUGAAAGCUUUAAAACAUGGAAUUUAUUAGUCUUGUUGUUGACUUCUUUGGAAAAUUAUAAUCCUGAUUUUGUUAAACACAAAACUAAACCUGGUGCUACUGCUCACAAUGGUAAUGGAUCUGCUUUAAAUAAAUCGCCCAUUAAUGGAUCUGCAACUUUAAAUGGCAACGGAGCGGCACCACCAAGUUUGAAAGAAGUUGAAAAAUUCAUUAAUAACGCAUUGAAUAUUGCGGGUAUUUUCAUUGUAAAAAACCGUAAGAAUGACAUCAAAUUAACAAUUGAAACUAAAUUCGAGAUUUUACAAUUAAAAUUAACUCAAUUGGCCGUUUGGGAACAACUCUAUGGAGUUCAGUAUAUUUUGGAUUAUUUACCAGAAGUGUUCAUCUUAUUCCAUGAAUUAUUUGAUGAAGUAAUCAUUGAAAAAAUUGAAGCGCCUGAGCCUUCGGAAUCAGACUUUGAUGCUAGACCUAAUGCUAGAUGGUCCCACAGACCAAGUUUCAUUGAUCCAAAUCCAAACUCAACUAAUGACUCAAAUGUGGUACUUCUGAUUGAGAAACAGAUUGCAAAAGAUAGAAUUAAGAAGAUGUCCAAGGCAGGUACUACCAAUCAAACUACAGAACCCCAAACUGUGAUCAGACAAAAACCAAAAGAGGCUGAUCUCAAAGACCCAUUGAAAUUAAGGUUGUAUAUAUUGGAAAAAAAGAUUCUUCAAGAAAUCUGGUUAUGGACAAGUAGGAUCUACCUUAAGAUUGGCUUAAAUGAAGAUGCUGAACAGUGUAUUGUGGAAGCAGAAAAUGUGCAUGAACCAAACAUUAAAACUUUCACCCAUUUAGGUCUCUUAACCUCCAAGAGCAGGAAGUUCUUAUCAUUACAAGAAUUCGAAAGAUCCUUGGAAAUAUUAUCUUCAGAAGAUCAACAAUAUAACAAGAGAGACUAUGGUAUUACUCUUUUAGGUGUCUGUAGAUUAUUCAUCAUUGAUGAUAAGAUAGACAAUUCCUUAUUUACAUCUAGCAAAGAUUUCAAUGCUGCAAUCAUUAGAUUGAAAAACUUAUUAGAACAUUUCAGCCAAUGUUGGCCAUAUGGUUUCAAUAAUUCUGAAUUAUGGUAUUACUUGGGUAUAAUUUAUGAAAAGCUUGAUGAUAAAAUUCUUUUAGCCAAGAGCUUAUGGAAAUGUGUCGAAUUAGAAGAUUUCAGACCCGUAAGAGGUUUUGAAGUUUGUGAGGAGUUUGGUUAUUACUAG